Molecule: messenger RNA, 812 nt
Organism: Drosophila busckii
Lineage: Eukaryota; Metazoa; Arthropoda; Insecta; Diptera; Drosophilidae
Product: heat shock protein 27
Exons: 1
Coding region: 29-625 (198 amino acids)
Biological process (GO): protein refolding; response to heat
Molecular function (GO): protein folding chaperone
Source: RefSeq, a predicted model, not a curated record
AAUUUUUAUAAGAAUUUCAAACGCGAGCAUGUCUCUUGUGCCCACAACAUAUCGCGAUUUGGUUAGGGAAUUGGAUCGCCCGUUGUCGCGUCCGCCGUAUCAACCCUACGAUUACCAGCUGUAUCCAUAUCUGUGGGAUGAUCCGCGACAUUGGUGGCGCUCAAACAGUCUCGAGUCUCUGCGCCCUUUAGAUGAGCUGGUGACCAGACGAGUGCGCAAUCAGCUUAUACAGUCAACGCCCUACGAGUGGGCGUAUCCCAUGCGCUGGGAUAACUACUAUGCCGGCGAGCGUGUUCAUGCAGAUGAAAAGGGAUUUCGUGUUGACAUCGAUGUGCGUCAGUUUCGUCCCAGCGAAAUUGUGGUCAAGACCAACGAUGAUUAUGUCAUAGUCGAAGGUAAUCAUAAUAGACGCAAUGAGGGCUCCAAUGGCUUUGUGGAGCGUCAUAUUGUGCGUAAAUAUCUCCUUCCGCGAGGUUACAAUGCCAACGAGGUCAUCUCAGAUAUAUCCAGCGAUGGCAUCUUGACCAUUAAAGCGCCACCGCCGCCUCCAAGCAAGUACUAUAAUCCAGGUGAGCGUUUGGUGCGGGUCCAUGAAACGGGCAAGAUGGCGCUGCCUUGGAAAUAGUGCCAUUGCCUUUACACGCUUGCUUAAUCCCUGGGCGUAUGUUCAAAUUCAAGGUGAACUAUUUUUAAACGAGCAGCAACUGCAAAAUGCAAUUUAGUUUUAAAAUAAAGUCUAUACAUACGUUUUGUACAAUAUUUGCAGUGUAUAAAUAAUAUUAAAUGCGCAAUAAAUCGAAUCAAAUUUUUAA